Messenger RNA from Oryzias latipes (Japanese medaka), 2764 nucleotides. RefSeq names its product UTP6 small subunit processome component (gene utp6). The record is from RefSeq and is a predicted model, not a curated record. NCBI's taxonomy places the organism in Eukaryota, Metazoa, Chordata, Actinopteri, Beloniformes, Adrianichthyidae. Gene Ontology annotation, cellular component: small-subunit processome; Pwp2p-containing subcomplex of 90S preribosome. Gene Ontology annotation, biological process: maturation of SSU-rRNA from tricistronic rRNA transcript (SSU-rRNA, 5.8S rRNA, LSU-rRNA). Gene Ontology annotation, molecular function: protein binding; snoRNA binding.
ACCCAUUACCGGUCGUAGCCGGAAGUUGCACCCAUGUGUUCGACGGGUCCACCGUGAAGUCUCUUAUGUGUAGACACGUAUAAUAUAAACAAUUUCCACGUUUAAAUAGCAAGUUAGCGUUAGUUUGCUGAAUUUUAGUUGGCAGGAUGGCGGAGAUUGUGCAGCAGCGGAUCGAGGACCGGAUCCCUGAGCUGGAGCAGUUAGAGAGAGUGGGACUGUUCACCAAAAAAGAAGUCAAAUCUGUUGUAAAAAGAGCCACAGCUCUGGAAUAUAAGCUUCACAGGCUGAUAGUGAACAAGGAGGAUUUCAUUGCAUACAUCCAGUACGAAAUCAAUGUUUUAGAGCUGAUCAAGAAGAGGAGAGCACACAUACACUAUAAGUUCAAACGAGAGGAGAUCGAGUUCCCGAUCAUCCACCGAAUACAUGGCAUCUUCAGAAGAGCGACAAAGAAGUGGAAGGAUGAUGUCCAGCUUUGGCUUUCCCAUGUUGCCUUCUGUAAGAAAUGGGCCACUAAAGGGCAGCUCAGCAGGGUGUUCUCAGCUAUGCUUGCUAUCCACCCUAACAAGCCAGCGUUGUGGAUCAUGGCCGCAAAGAGCGAGCUGGAGGAUCAAGAUUCCUCUGAAAGCGCUCGACACCUCUUCCUGCGAGCGCUGCGCUUUCACCCAAACAACAAGAAAGUCUACCAAGAGUAUUUCCGGAUGGAGCUGCUGCACGCUGAGAAACUGAGGAAGCAAAAGGCGGAGCUGGAGAAGGCGGAGAUCGACUUGGGUGAAUAUGAGUUUUCUCCUGAGAUCCUGAGCGGCAGGCUGGCUGAAGUAGUGUACAAAGACGCCACUGGGAAAAUUAAAGAAGCGGAGUUUGUCAUCUCAUUAUUGAACAUAGCCGCCAUCUUUGACUUCACCAAAGAACUCCAGGACUCCAUCCUGCAAGAUUUACAGACCAACUACGCUGCAGACAGCCUAAUGUGGGAUUUCAUGGCCAGGAGGGAGUUGGAGGCCCCGGGAUUGGGGGAGGAGCCGCACAGCGCCAAAGCUCGGGCCUUGGACAUCAACCGCAGAGAGGAGCGCUGCUGCCAGCUUUAUGAGGAGGGCCUCAAGGUCAUCAGCACAGAACCCAUGUGGAGCCGCUACCUGGACUUUUGCUUGGAAAGACUGAAGAGAAAGACCAACGUCCAAGAGCUGAAGGAAAAGAGGCAGGAGAGGCUGCUGGGAGUUCUGCAGCGCGCCCAUGAUGCCUCACUGCUGAUGGAGGAUUAUUACAAGAGCUGGCUGCAGAUCCUGCUUUCCUCUGGAGAUGCAGAGGGAGCAGCCAGUGUUGCCAUGGCAGCCACAGAGCGCUACCGCCAAUCGGUCACCACGUGGAGUUUGAGUCUGCAAACACUAGUGCAGCUGGGAAGUGGAGACCCGGCCAGGCUUUUCCAGGAGGCCCUCACACAUGUUAAUCCCAAGGAAAGCCUGCCUCUGUGGCGGCUGCAGCUGCAGUGGAGCACCGCCAACCAGACUCCAGAAGACACUGAAGCCAUCUUCAAGAGAGGUCUGCAGUCUGCAGUCCCCACUGUCGCCAUGGAGAUGAAAGACAGCUAUCUCAAUUGGUCCUACUCCACUGGAGGCUACAAGAAAGCCAGGAAGACAUUUAAGAGCUUGCAAGAAAACCGGCCCUUGUCCAAGUCCUUCUUCACCAGAAUGGUUGAGAUCGAGAAAGAACAAGAGGCUCCUAAAAUGAACCAUCUGAGGGAGUACUACGAGAGAGCACUGCAGGAGUUCGGCACCUCGGAUGACGAUCUGUGGCUGCAGUACAUCCAGGAGGAGCUGAGCACCCUCGGCCAGCCGGAGAACUGCGGGAAGAUCCAUUGGAGAGCCAUGAAGUUCCUGGAGGGCGAAAGUGUGGAGAGAUUUGUUUCCAAAUACACUCUGCUUCAGACUGGACACUCAUGAGGGAACCUGCGGCCUCUGGCUGGUGCAGAGCGCCCGGUGUUACUGAAAUGUGUGAAACGACCACGUAACACGAUGGAGGCGCGAGAGGAGGUUACACGCCAGCAGCGAGGAAGGCCGCCAGCCGCUCCCCUGCUGUUUAGGUUCACAGCUUAAAAAGUCUCCCACCACAGGAGGCUGUGAUGACACGACUCAGUCUGGAAAUGAGAAUUAAGAGAAACAUCACUCACUUAAUUAAAAAAAACUGUCAAGUGGAAUAAAUGACAGCCUUUCUGCACCAUGAAAACAUUUAUAUUUAGACAAAUAGCAAAGAAUCCUGAGUUUCUCUCUCCAAAGAUUUCCUUAAUUUCUGCAAAUAUGGACUUUAGUGGCUGACUAAACUGCAAAACGACUCAUCACAUAUGUAAACAAUCUGGUCGAUUCACAUAUUUCCAAAAUGGCAAAUAAAAUGGAAGACGAGAAAAACAAAGGAUUCACUCUACCUGAUUUUUUUUUUUUGGAUAACAUCUGUCAUCAUUUCAAACGGAAUCCGUUGAUGUUUGUUGAAGUUUGCUCCUCGUCUGUCAGAUUCUGAGCAGCAGUCAUCCUAACGGAUCCAUCAGGCUUCCAGAUAACAGUCAGUCAAGGUUCUGGUUCCAGGAGCGUUUUCCAGUUCAUCCAACCCGUUUCCCAGCUUUUGUCAUGGAUUUUCCUUCAUUUUUCAAGACUUUUCGGCUGUAAACUGAUAACCAAGGUUCUGAUUUCUUAGUUCCAGCUUAUUGAAUUCCACAUUUGUUGUUUUGAGCGUCCAAACGUUGUUAACAUUAUCACAUUAAAGCAGUCUUUUCAUCUGA